GGGGAUGCACUGGGGCAUCUCUCAGGAUGUCCUUGCUAGCCACUCUCUGGGGCCACCCAUAAGCAUACCUCCCUGCCUCGUUUGAGUCCUGCAGCCACCCUGUUUCUCACCCAGGGCCACAUUAGUCCUCCCCAGGGGCUGGAUUUCGGCAAGGAGGUGCUGGGCCAGGUGCGGCAGCUGCAGGAGCAGUGCAUGAGGCUGCAGGAAGCUGCGGAGCGGCUCUGGGGUGACACUAAGGACACCCGGGUGAGCACAGCCCCAGGCUCAGCACCGGAGCCACUUGUGCCAUGGCUGGUGUCUGAACCGGGCUGGGUACAGGCUUGCCCAGACUUGGUGCGUCCCCACUCCGAAGCAGCUCAGUGUGCCAGGAUUUUGCGGCCUUGCUGUGCUGGUGGAGCUGGUGAUGAACGAUGGCGAGUGGCUCCAAGGGAGGCAGAGGGGAGGGCAGCUGGCCGGGGGCACGUGGCAGGUGUGGAGCCUGCGCAGGAUGGCGGAGCACCCAGCCAUGAGCAAGACGCUGCUGGAGCAGGGCUUGGGUGUUGUGAGCAAGCAAACGCAUGCAGGAAUCGUGGCGGGGCUGGGGGUCCAAAGGGGAUGGCUGACACCAUGCCCCCCUCAGAAAGCAGACAAGGCUGCGCCGGAGACGAAAGCGAGCCAGGAGGAGCUGCAACAUGCCAUGGUCCAGCUGAGCAAGAUGAUGCAGGAGCUGCUGCAGAGAAUGUCUCUUCUGGACGAGGACAGGCAGAAAGGCCUGGAGAAAAUCCUCAGCGAGAUGGCCUCCAAGCUGGACUGUGCAGCACUGGCUCCCCUGCAGGCACAGCUGGAGCAGGUGUGGAGGCUCACCCAGCAGUGCCUCUGCCAGGGACCCUGCCGCGGUGCCAACCGUGCCGCCGGCUUCAAGAGGUGAGGGCUACCAAGUCCCACCCUAUCCCACCCCAUCCCCUUCUGUCCUCUCCUGUACUGCCCCAUCCCCUCCUAUGCUGUCCCAUCCUGCCCUGUCUGUCUCAUCCAGACCC
This is a messenger RNA of Aquila chrysaetos chrysaetos, 1016 nucleotides long. RefSeq lists its product as uncharacterized. Lineage: Eukaryota; Metazoa; Chordata; Aves; Accipitriformes; Accipitridae. The transcript has 2 exons. The record is from RefSeq and is a predicted model, not a curated record. The coding region runs from base 404 to 907 and encodes 167 amino acids.